This is a messenger RNA of Dryobates pubescens (Downy woodpecker), 1512 nucleotides long. RefSeq names its product family with sequence similarity 162 member A (gene FAM162A). Bases 97 to 549 code for a protein of 150 amino acids. The transcript is spliced from 5 exons. Lineage: Eukaryota; Metazoa; Chordata; Aves; Piciformes; Picidae. Gene Ontology annotation, cellular component: mitochondrion. The record is from RefSeq and is a predicted model, not a curated record. Gene Ontology annotation, biological process: cellular response to hypoxia; neuron apoptotic process; positive regulation of release of cytochrome c from mitochondria.
CUUUGGGCGGUCCCGGGCGUCGGCGCGGCGGUCGUCGGCCCUGGCGCUGAGCGGUGACAUUGAGGGGAAGCUGGCAGGGCUGAGGUCGAGCUCGUCAUGUGGGGCCGCGCUGGCAGUGCUGUUAAACUGCUGGGAAGAAAUAUUCCCUCAGUACUGAGGAUCACUAACGAAGUAGAUCUGAAGAUAAGCAGAAGGCUUUGCAUUAAACCCCAGGAAGAAAGUCAUCUUCAGCCAAGAAGUAGAUCUACUUUGAGGGUGCCUGGACACAAGCCAACAGACUGGGAGAAAAGAUUUUUGUUGUGGGCAGGCAAUUACAAAAAGGCAGAGGAUAUCCCAGAGACAGUCUCGAUUGAAACAAUCAGAGCUGCAAAGACCACGCUCCGGGUGAAGUUCAGCUAUGUGAUGAUCGCUUUGACAGUGUUGGGAUGUGUACUCAUGGUGAUCAGAGGCAAGCAGGCUAUAAAGAGGCAUGAAACUCUUACCAGCAUAAACCUGGAGAAGAAAGCUCAGUGGAGAGAGGAAGCUGCUCAGAGUACAUCUGCUAAAUGAAGAGCUCAUGGGCUGAGGAAGAAAAGCUGAGUCAUCUUCAGGCUGGGAGGAGGAUACAGUCCUAUCUUUCCUGUAUGCCUGGUACCCUCCUGUUCAAGAAUAGGCAAAGCAGAUUCUCCUGUAAUCAAUAAAAGCAGAAAUACAUGGUUUCUUUUCCUAACCACCUCCCCUUUCCUCCAAACUCUCUCCUUCUUGAUUAGUGGAACAGGACAAACGAGCAGACUAGGCAGACUCAGUAGCUGUCUCUCACAUGUGCUAUGCACUAGACCAAGCAUCUUGUGAGGGAACACAGGAUCUGUAGCUGCAUUGUUGGUGCCAGUCUCCUUUAUGAAGCCUUAUGCUCUCACUUGCACUUAAGAAGGAGGCAGAUCAACAGAGAAAUGGCAUUCCAGAGAACCAGUGUGUUGCAGAUGACACCCCUGUGGGUUUUUUUCACCAGAGCUGGUAGUGAGAUGAAAGCCCAAGCUAAAGGAACAGAAAUGACUAGAGGAGGAAUCCUGAACAAUUGCUUUCAGCUGUGAUCUCAUUUGCUGGAGGCAGACAAGUGUAACACUGUCUUACCAGGUGUUUCUGCUCUGCUGCUGAGCUCCUUCUUCCAACCCUUGUCACAGAAACACAGAAACAUUUUGGUUGGAAAAGACCUUUAAGAUGAUUGAGUCCAACCAUUGUCUAAGACUACCAAGCCUGGUGCCACACCAUGUACCCCAGCACCACAUCUCUGCCAUCUUUGAAACACCUUCAGGGAUGGGGAUUCAAGCACCUCCCUGGGGAGCCUGUUCCAGCGGUUGAGAACCCAAUUUAGCCAACCUAGCCACUCCCUCCCCACCUGAUGCAAUUCACAGGUUUGACAGAUCAAGUGUGAACUUCCUGACAGUGGCAGGCAGAUUCUCUUCCUGAUUCUUUCCCCUUGUUUUUGUUGGACUAGUGAAACCAAGCACUGCUGCUGAAUAAACUAAAAGCCCU